GCCUGCCAUACGUGGGGGUUGUUAAUUGUUGUCAUGACUGAGGGUCUUCUUCCUAGUAAUAUCAGCAGGAAUUGACCUAGGAAUGUCACUAUGUAGUUGAGGGUGUGUGUCCAGAAGUCUCUUUUUGGAAAAGGGUGUGGCUCCCAAGGGGAGCCGGAUUAAACGGUACUGAAUUGUCGUCCCUGAAAGGCCGAGGGCGAUUACUUCUUCUCGGUCUUCUUGGGCAGGAGCACCGCCUGGAUGUUAGGCAGCACACCUCCCUGGGCAAUGGUGACGCCGGAGAGGAGCUUGUUCAGCUCCUCGUCGUUGCGGAUGGCCAGCUGCAGGUGGCGGGGGAUGAUGCGGGUCUUCUUGUUGUCGCGGGCCGCGUUGCCGGCCAGCUCGAGCACCUCGGCGGCCAGGUACUCCAUGACGGCCGCCAGGUACACGGGGGCGCCGGCGCCCACGCGCUCGGCGUAGUUGCCCUUCCUCAGGAGACGGUGGAUCCUGCCCACGGGGAACUGCAGGCCGGCACGGCUGGAGCGGGACUUUGACUUCCCCUUCACCUUUCCUCCCUUGCCGCGUCCAGACAUGUCGACAGUGAGUGGUGGGGGCGUGGACUUGCGCUUCUGCUGUGGGCUCGGAGAGCGAAUACCUGCCGCUCGCGGCUUUUUCGCCCUAUAUAGUGCAGCGCAGGAUCGGAGGGCGGGGACGGCCGGGCGAGCCUGCCAAUGGGAGCGCGUGCCGCCACGCGUCCCCGCGAUCCCGAGGGAGCGGCGCCGCCAUAAAGGGGGAAUCCGGGGGCGGCCCGGCAACAUUCGCUCGCCGUCUGGGAACGAAGAAGCAGACAUGCCCCCCAAAGCAUCAGGAAAGGCCGCCAAGAAGGCCGGCAAGGCCCAGAAGGCCAUCGCCAAGGGUGACAAGAAGAAGAAGCGCAGGAGGAAGGAGAGCUACUCGAUCUACAUCUACAAGGUGCUCAAGCAGGUCCACCCCGACACCGGCGUCUCCUCCAAGGCCAUGUCCAUCAUGAACUCCUUCGUGAACGACAUCUUCGAGCGCAUCGCCGCCGAGGCCUCUCGCCUGGCCCAUUACAACAAGCGCUCCACCAUCACCAGUCGGGAGAUCCAGACGGCCGUCCGUCUCCUCCUGCCCGGUGAGCUGGCCAAGCACGCCGUGUCCGAAGGCACCAAGGCCGUCACCAAGUACACCUCCUCCAAAUAAGCAACCCACCAACUUGCUUGCACUGGAAAAGAACCGGCUCCAUCGGAGCCACAAA
Messenger RNA from Eriocheir sinensis (Chinese mitten crab), 1255 nucleotides. RefSeq names its product histone H2B-like. The transcript has a single exon. The record is from RefSeq and is a predicted model, not a curated record. Bases 571 to 1200 code for a protein of 209 amino acids. Gene Ontology annotation, molecular function: protein heterodimerization activity; DNA binding; structural constituent of chromatin. Gene Ontology annotation, cellular component: nucleosome. Lineage: Eukaryota; Metazoa; Arthropoda; Malacostraca; Decapoda; Varunidae.